CAAAGUUUCAACCAUCGUCAUUAGUAAUCUGAUUCCGAAUGCCUGCAAACUCUUCUGUCAUUUCCAAUAAAUUUUGGACAAGGAAAUCUUAUCGUCGUACCUAUGUGAGAGCCGUUUAUUAAAUUUUUAUCACGGAACUCGAAUUCAUCGAUUACAUCAGAAACUCGGGGUUAGGGUUGCAUCAAAAAUGUCGGCAGCAAGAUUGCCGAUAAGAAAAAUGCCAACAGCGAAAUUGCCAAUAAGGAAAAUACCAACAGCAAAAUUGCGGAUAAGGAAAAUUCCGACAGAAAAACUGCUUCUUGCAAAAGAAGAGCUCAAUAAGGCUGGGAUUCUAUUCACUCGUGAAAAAUUCAUUGCAAUGUUAUCGUUGGCAGUGGUGUGUGUGCUGGUCCUAAUAGUAUUUGGCGUGUGGAUGUCGAGAAAUGCUUUUCGCGCAAACCCAGAUCCGGGAAACGUCCAAACAAUUUAUCAAUUCAAUGUGAAAAACGAUCGCGGAACAAAAGUCAGCUUACGUCGUUACAUCGAUUAUCCUUUAUUAGUGACAACUGUAUCGGACAAGUGCGGACCAGAGGAUACGUACUGGAAAGAUUUACAGGACCUCUACGAAAAAUGGGAACCCGAUACGGGUAUACGAGUCUUAGCUUUUCCUACGAAACAGCUCAACACUGAAAAAAAUGAUUCGUAUCCAGAUAUUUUGACGUGUCUCAAAAAGUAUAAUGUCACAUUCGACGUAUUUUCAACACUUAAGGUCAACGGCUAUUAUGCUCAUCCUUUAUGGCAAUGGCUGAUGAUGGAUGGUGCACGUAUAACAGGUAACGAUAUCGUUGGGCACCCCACUACAUUUACGAUUGACAGGAAAGGGAACGUCCUAUCUCGGUACCCUCCAACCGAAACUCCCGAGAGUAGGGACGAAGUAAUGAAAACUUUCAUGAACAUUGAGACGUAAUAUCGCUGCUUUACGCCAGUAAAAUGAGUGCGAAGUUUGCAAAAUACGUUUGUGCACGAAUUUUUUUUAUUUUUUAUUAUUGCCGUUGUAUUUUGCAAUACCUUUAUACUGCUAUGUUGUUUCUAGUAACUUGAAGGUUCAAGCUACAAGAUACUCAUGGAAAAAAGUGUAUAUUUGUUUAUUUAUUAUUAUUAUACAUAAUUAAAACCGCAAAAACUUGUUUUUUUUCGAAUAAAUUGAGCUUCAUAUCUAGUACUGUAACAUAUAUUUUUUUCAGAAUUUUCGACACGCUAGAAUUUUCAAAAAUUGAAUUCUGAGAAAAAAAUUAUUAUUUAUAAAUUGAUUUCAAAAAUUAUAUUUGUUGCUUAGAAACAAAUUUUCAUGCAAAAUUUUUUUCCCGAGCAGCUAGGUGCUAGCCGUAGUGCAUAUAAAAAAUAGCAAUAAAAUUGUUUCCUAUUGGUAUAGGUACGCAAUACUAUAAAAAGUUACGCGUUCGGAAGUGAAAUCGGUAGAGCGUAAAAAUAGGUAGGAUUAUUUUUCUUAUGAGAAAAUUAAUCAAAAUUCUGAAAUAUGUUUAAAACGUUUUUAAAUGAAAAAAAAAAGAGAAAUAAACGAAACUAGUUUUUCUCCACGUC
Venturia canescens is the source of this 1581-nucleotide messenger RNA. RefSeq names its product glutathione peroxidase homolog BsaA-like. The transcript has 4 exons. Bases 188 to 946 code for a protein of 252 amino acids. Gene Ontology annotation, biological process: response to oxidative stress. The record is from RefSeq and is a predicted model, not a curated record. Gene Ontology annotation, molecular function: glutathione peroxidase activity. NCBI's taxonomy places the organism in Eukaryota, Metazoa, Arthropoda, Insecta, Hymenoptera, Ichneumonidae.